Messenger RNA from Arctia plantaginis, 888 nucleotides. NCBI's taxonomy places the organism in Eukaryota, Metazoa, Arthropoda, Insecta, Lepidoptera, Erebidae. The record is from the annotation of a GenBank genome assembly.
AUGUCUGAAAAGCAUAGUCUAUAUAAAUACUUCUUCUGUGGUGGUCUAGGCCGUGUAUUCAGUAUUACCUUAGGCUACCCAUUGGAUACCGUAAAAGUGAUAUUACAGACUAUGCCUGUACCAAAACCCGGUGAACCGCCUUUGUAUUCAGGCAUGAUUGACUGUAUCGUAAAGAGUAUUCAAAAGGACGGUUUUAAAAGCUUAUUCAGAGGGAUGAUGGCACCUCUUGUGAUAUCGGUCCCAGUGAACUCUAUAUUAUUCUUAAGUUUUGGCCUUGGCAAGAAAUUAUUUGAAAAGGAUGUCGACCCCUCAAUGCCUGAGCUAUUUGUUGCCGGGGCAUUUUCAGGAACAUUAACGUCAUUUCUUGUGGGGCCAGCAGAGCGCAUCAAAUGCCUCCUUCAAGUCCGGGACGAUGGUACUUCGACCGUCAAAUAUAGGGGUACAUUUGAUUGUUUUAAGCUGCUAUAUGCUCAAGGAGGAAUUAGGAAUGUGUAUAAAGGUACUACAGCUACUCUGUUAAGAGAUAUACCAGCGACUGGCUUAUUCUUCAUGUCUUAUGAUUCACUCAUGAAAAUAACAGUAUCUAAAGAUACAUGUCCUUCUAAUAAAAUGGCGGCUUGUAUGUUUGCUGGUGGAGUUUCAGGUAUGUGUUACUGGAUAGUUGCAAUGCCGGCUGACCUACUGAAAACAAGGUUCCAAACGGCCCCUGAAGGCAAAUAUAGUGGCUUGAUGGAUGUUUUUAAACAAUUGAUGUCUAGAGAAGGUCCGAGGGGUUUGUUUACAGGACUAACGCCGGUUCUGGUCAGGGCGUUCCCAGUAAACGCAGUAACCUUUCUCGGUUUUGAAAUUGGCGUAAAGGUUUAUGACUGGAUAUUACCCGCUUUAUGA